Messenger RNA from Hypomesus transpacificus, 2578 nucleotides. Its product is annotated as tumor necrosis factor alpha-induced protein 2-like. Gene Ontology annotation, cellular component: exocyst. The coding region runs from base 86 to 2038 and encodes 650 amino acids. The record is from RefSeq and is a predicted model, not a curated record. NCBI's taxonomy places the organism in Eukaryota, Metazoa, Chordata, Actinopteri, Osmeriformes, Osmeridae. Gene Ontology annotation, molecular function: SNARE binding. The transcript has 12 exons. Gene Ontology annotation, biological process: exocytosis; exocyst localization.
UAGACUACUGUCCCUUCAGACCGCUGUUAGAUUGUCGACACCGAGCAAGAGAAGGAAAGCCAAAGGAUCCGGACCUCGCAUUGGAAUGGUUUACCCAAAACAUGACGGUCAAAGUGACCUCAGAGCCGUGAAGGAUAAGUUUAAAAAGCAACUGAAAAUACCUGGCUUUAAGCGAUGCCCAAAGACUCCAAAACCUAGCACCAGUAAUGCAGUGGAGAUCCCUCCUCCAAAAGUGCUGGUUCUAAGCUUCAUGGAUCACCUGAAUCAGAAAGCGUUGGCAGAGGCCUCCAAGCAUCUGAUCUCUCUGGAGGAGCAGCUCUUCACUCAGAAAGGUGCAGAGACUGAGGGGGGGAGUCUGACCAGGAGUGGGGAGGAGGAGGACAAGCUGCAUGAAGACUAUCAAACUCUACUGGUCCAGUUAUGGAUGGCUGUUCAUGACAGCUUCAGUCCCGCACCUUCAAGAGAACACCUGGAGGUUCUGCGUUGUGCCGUGAUCGCCGUAAUGCAACAAGAAGAGCAAGACCAUCAAUGGGAGGACUGCCCGGAUGGUCUCAGUCCUCCUGAAUGGCGUCCUCUUAUGUGCCGAAGCACUCACAACUCAUUGCUUCAAAAGAUGGUGGAGUCACGGUUGAGGAAUGCAACCGUACAACAAGAUAUUGAAGGUGCAGACAACCUGUCAACAAAUAUGAAGCGGGAGGUGUGUAAGGUGGGGAAAUGUUUAAAGAAAGACCUUCUUGUGGUCGUCAGAGACGUGAAAGACUGCUACCCACAGGAUUUGGAUAUUUGUAAUCUGUACGCAAGCUUGUAUCACCAAACCUUCUCCAAACAACUAAUAGAGCUAGCCCGUUCUGGACUUGAUGUGGAGGACUGUACCUAUCUUCUGUUCUGGAUCAAUGAUUACUAUCCAAACACCAUCUUGCAAGAUAAAGAACUUAAAAUGAACAUCAACUGUGAGUCCAUGGGAAGUCUCGUGCCUGAAGAAGACCAGGCAGUAUUAGAGGAACAGUAUCUAGCACACAAAGAGGAUAAAGUAAUAACUUGGUUUGAUGAAGCUCUAAAGAACGAAGUGAAGGAUUGGCAGAAAGGAAAGAUGCCUGAUAUCAUAGAUGGAUACUGUUUCUGCCCCCUUGCCAUAGACAUCAUACAGGUUAUCAACUGUGCUGUGAACGAAUGCAAGUCUAUUCUGGGAAACAAGAGCAAAGGCCAGAGAAUCCUGUCAAAGCUGGAAAGCUUCUUGAUUAGCUAUAAACACUUUCUGGAUGAGUUCAUGAAAGGAAGACGAGACAACACACAGGCCAUCUUGAAAGCUAACCUGGUUAGCAUCAAGCAAAUCAGGGACUUCAUAAUAGGAGAAGACGACUCAAUGUCAAAGGAGAUAAAAGCAAAAUGUUUGCUUAUUUUAACGUCCCUGAAAGAUUGUUGCAAUGGAUACUUCAUUGUUCCCAUGCAAGAAGAGCUAAAGGUGCAGUAUAAAAAGUUGUGGACUCAUGACUGGCUUACAGGAAGUCAAAAUGUACUGGACAACAUUCUAGAGACACUGUACAAGAACUUGGAAAACUUCACAGAUCUGAAACCUGUCUGUAGAGAGGAACUCCUGGGUCGGCUCCACACAGACGUGAUGGUGGAGUAUGUGAAGAGGAUGAUGAAGAGGAAGAUAAAGUUGAGAAACAGUGAGCAGCAGGGAAAUGCAGCCAGGUUACUAAGUGAAGACAACAGAACACUAAAUAGUUUCUUCAUUGAAGAAUGGGGUUCUAAAGAGAGCUGGCUGAGUGAGAUCCUUCCUAAACUGGCAGAGGUCCUGAGACUACAAGACCCAGGGAGCAUCCAGCUGGAGAUUGUCACACUGGCUGUAGACCACCCCGACCUCAGAACCAGUCAUGUGUCCACCCUGCUCUCCCUCAAAACCAACUUGUCGGCAGCUGAUACUCGCACCAUCAAAGAAAGCCUGGAGGAGAACCGCCUCUCACUCACCACAGCCAAUGACAUGCCUCCGUUCUUCUCUAAGGUUCCAGUGAAAUGGAUAAACAAGAUCAUGUGAGAAGCCUCAACGGAAACCAGAUGUCAUUUAAGCUCCAGUCCUAGACUCUGAAUGACAUCAGUGGAUUUAACAGGAAAACAUUUUCACUAUAUCCGCCUUACUACACCUCCGACUAUAACUGCCUUCCGAAUAUACUGAAAUGACUUCCGGAUAUACUGAAAUGACUUCCGGAUAUAGUGAAAAUGUUCUUGCACAUUUACAUUCUCAAAGCUUCCUACUCAUCCUUAUAAAACUUUUGAGUGUUUCAUAUGUGUGUGAAUGUCUUUUCAUAUAUGUGGAUAUGAGUUUUCAGUAGUAUGAAUGCAUGCGUGAACCUUUCACAUAAUGCCUUUCAUAUGUGUCGAUGUCAGCAUUUCACCUGUGUGGAUGUGAAUUUUCAGUAUUAUGAAUGCGUGCGGGAACUUUUAACAUUUGAAUAAUUAAUGCGUUUCAUAUGUGCUUGUGUAAGGACAGUCUGAAUUAUUUCCUUAACGACCCCUCAUAUCCAGCCCCUUCCCUAACAUUGACUGUUGGCUAAAUAAAGCCCUUUUGAUUUCACUU